AUGACGUCGUACUUGGUCUUCUUGGCUUGCAUCAUCAGAUCUUCGAUGGCCGCUUCCGAUGCAAGCGUACCUGCACCAGAGCCGCUGAAGGCUCGAAUCCUUGUUCUCGAGAAGGAGCUUCAUACAUCAACGUACUUUCCCAGUACCCGAACUGUUCCAGCUAAUUCAUCGUUUCGACUUCCUUGUUUGAAGGACGCUUGGGGGCAACCGAUUCCGUCCGAGUUGAGGAUAAGGCAAGAAGAUUUCCUCAGGCAGAAGCAACAACGAUACAGAGACGGGAGUCCUAUCUGGAAGAUGGGGGAACUUGCUGCCCCUCUAGAGGGUAUUCAGGAGUCGCUGGUUACUCCUUUGGAGACAACCCAGUUCCAAAUGAUGAGACUGCUUCAAAUGAACAAGGAGCGAAUAAAUGAACAAGAGAAAUCGGUACUCGAUCAUUUGGAAACGCGAUACCGUGACACUAUCUACGGAUCUACUGAAUCCCUCAUAUCUGCGCAUCGUAGCAUCAGUCUACCAGUUUUCAACGAAUCCGAUCUUGAUAUUGUGAAGCAUGGAGGUCAUUUACCAACUGCAAAGAAGGUAUAUGUGAAGGAAGAAGUAUUGGAUAAUGAAAAGAGUGUUAAACCAAGCAAUGAAACAACUGGAUCUUCAAACGAAUUACCAAGUGCUUUCAGCCUACUAUCUCCGCUACUUGUCCCACUCGACAUUUCUUCGUCGGAGUUGAUGGAAAUGUGUUCAAGAAGAAUCGAUCGUCCCUCUGAAUUCAAACCUAUCUUCUGUGAGAAAGUCCCUUCACCUCAGACACCAGAUGCUCCUGAUCUCAAGCUGGAGUGCUCGCCUCCUUCAAUGAAUACCGCCCUUCUUCGACCGACUCCACUUGUGGUCGUAGAAUCAAGGAAGGAUGCCCAAGCUCCUGAACUACAAAGAUUUUGCGAAAGCGCCCCACUGGCGCUUAUUCGCGGGCUUACGGGUGUCCUUAAAAUGGAUCUGAGCUUGUUCUCAACAAAAACGCUCUUGGAAGUAGCGCCAGAUCACGAAGUUGAGGUUCGAACCCAGUAUAGGAUGCCUUGCAGUAUGAACGUCGACCAUUUGGGCCAGCCUACCUGGGAAUGUAUGAGCACCCGAUCUUUCACCACGGUAUUGAAGUACGCUCAGUAUCAGGCCGAAACGUUCAAACAUUCCUUAAAAGAAGAGGCAGAAAAGUUGCGUUCUGCUGGUGCUAAGUACGCACAACAAGUUGCUGAGUCUGCAGGAGUCAAGAGAAGACGAGGUGUAAAUGGCGACGAUUGCGCGAUGCCUUUGAAGAUGCUGAAAUUUGGUACUAACGUCGACCUUUCGGAUGACGUCAAAUGGAAGGCUCAAAUUCAAGAGCUGUCCAAGAUGCCUCCGUUCUGCCGCAUCAUCGCUGGUUGCAAUAUGCUUUCUCAUUUGGGUCAUACCGUCUUGGGAAUGAACACUACACAGCUCUACAUGAAGAUACUUAGAUGGCCCGUCUUCACUGGACGUGCGGGCACCAGCAUCUCUUCCACUCGUUUCGUUCCCUCGCCAUUGUCAUCCAAGAUGUUCUCAAGCUUCGUGAGUGACGUUGACGAGGUCCUUGAGCCGUAUCCAGCUGAGCCCUCAGCUGGUCCAUCCGUGUAG
Necator americanus (New World hookworm) is the source of this 1638-nucleotide messenger RNA. RefSeq lists its product as uncharacterized. Gene Ontology annotation, molecular function: histone H3K27me2/H3K27me3 demethylase activity; RNA polymerase II cis-regulatory region sequence-specific DNA binding; chromatin DNA binding. The record is from RefSeq and is a predicted model, not a curated record. The coding region runs from base 1 to 1638 and encodes 545 amino acids. Gene Ontology annotation, biological process: regulation of gene expression. Gene Ontology annotation, cellular component: MLL3/4 complex. The transcript has 15 exons. NCBI's taxonomy places the organism in Eukaryota, Metazoa, Nematoda, Chromadorea, Rhabditida, Ancylostomatidae.